Molecule: messenger RNA, 498 nt
Organism: Tuber aestivum (summer truffle)
Lineage: Eukaryota; Fungi; Ascomycota; Pezizomycetes; Pezizales; Tuberaceae
Source: the annotation of a GenBank genome assembly
GGUCCUUUACAACCAGAACCUGGCAGUAUACCAGCAUUUGCACAACUUUAUUUUUACGAUCCACAAUAUGCAGCAGAUCUCAGACAGUCAACACAUCCAAGAUUAGAUAGUUCAGUACUAUUGGCUCUAACAAAUGAGUUGCAUCAAGUAAAUCCAUAUAUACAUAUAUACAAGACUGCAAAGGAGCAAUUAGACAGUAUAGAAGAUAGUGGGGUGGAGGCACAAGUAGUUCUGAAUCCACAAUUACGAUUAGUUAUGGAGACAGGUGCAGACAAAAGAAGGGAGAAUUUACCUGCAAGUAAUGAAAUUGCUGCUAUUAUUCCAAAUGAGUAUGGAGAGCCAGGAUUUCGAGAUAUAGUCUUAGCUAAGCGCUUAGCAAAUUCAGGAAGUGCUUUCAGUACUAUCAAUCCAAAUCAUGCAAGCUAUAUGGCAUUACACUAUGUUUUACUUUUUUCUCAGGGAGAUUUGGGUUGGCACUGGAGCCUAGAGAUACAAGAC